AUGCACACCCCCACCACCACCAAAGCCGUCGUCAUCGUGGCGCCCGGCAAGGCGGCCGUGCAAGAGGUGCCGCUUCCAAAGCUGCACGACGGCUAUAUUCUGGUGAAGGUGCGCGCCGUCGGCCUCAAUCCCACCGACUGGAAGAGCAUCCAUGCGCCGACUGCGCCGGCUGGCGCGCGGUCCGGGUGCGACUACGCGGGCGACGUCGUCGAGGUCGGCGCGGGUGUUGAUGGGAGGUUUGGGAAGGGGGAUCGGGUCGCGGGGAUGGUGUUUGGAGGAAACCCGAAGCAGCUCGACAGCGGCGCCUUCGGCGAGUACAUCGUCGCGAAGCAGCACCUGCAGAUCAAGAUCCCGGAUAAUAUCAGCUACGAGGAGGCGGCGACAUUGGGUGUGUCGAUCACGACUGUGAGCUCACCUGAACCGCGCGCACCACCACAGGGCCAGGGCCUCUACAAGAAGCUCGGCCUGCCGCUUCCCCCGGCGCAGGACGGCCGCACCAUCUUGAUCUACGGCGGCAGCACGGCAACGGGCAUCUACGGCAUCCAGUUCGCCAAGGCGUCGGGACUGAGGGUCGUCACGACGGCGUCGCCGCGGAACUUUGACUUCCUGAAGGCGCUUGGUGCUGAUGCUGUGUUUGAUUAUAACUCGCCGACGUGCGUGAGGGAUAUUCGGGAGUACACGGGGAACGAGCUGAGGUUGGUGUGGGAUUGUGUGGGUGCUGGUGAGAUUUGCGCAACGGCCCUAAGCAACAGCCCCUCAGGCCCAGCCCCCAAAUACGCGCACAUCACCAAGGUGAAGCGCGAGGAAAUCGAGCCGAUCAACGCGCGCAUCGACGGCCCGCACUUCACCGUCGGCUAUGACGCGCUGGGCGAGCCAUACAACCGCAUGGGCGUCGAACAUACGCCGCAGGCUGACGAGGCGGACCACGCCGCCAUGUUCUGGGAGCUCGUCCGGAAGCUGCUGGAGGCGGGCGACGCGGUAAGGCCGCUGCGGCCGACGGUCAAUCGUGGCGGGAGCGGGCUUGAGGGCGUGCUGGGCGGGCUGGAGGAGUUGAGGGCGGGACGGGUUAGUGGGGGGAAGUUGGUUUAUACGUUAUGA
Molecule: messenger RNA, 1098 nt
Organism: Anthostomella pinea
Lineage: Eukaryota; Fungi; Ascomycota; Sordariomycetes; Xylariales; Xylariaceae
Source: the annotation of a GenBank genome assembly